AAGAUUUGUGUUAUCUAAUCUCCCACCCCCGAAUUGUAGCAUUGGAACGGACCACAAGGGUCAUCAAGUCCAACCCCCUGCAAUUAAGGAUUCUUUUGUCCUGCGUGGGGCUCAAACCCAACGCGAUCCUGAGAUUAAGAUGUUGAGCUUUCAUUUGCUUCAUCCCAUCAAUCUGUGUGGCAUAGAAUCCUGGUAGUGAGAUCUGCAAAUGUGAGCAGUUUAGGAUACGGAGCAAAUAGAACCAUUGAAUUGUAGAAUUUUACUGCCUUAGAUUUCCCCCGUGCCACAAAAUCUCUGCCUGCCCACUCUCCUCCAGAUCGUUGCCACCCCAAACGGAAACUUGGGACUUAAAGUGUGGAUGGACAGCUCUCUUCGGAGGUGGGGCAGGGUGGGGCUGGCUAACGGAGGUACACGUUUAAUCAUCAUGGUCGGGGCAAAGGUACGCCGUGGGAUGUGAUUCCUGUUGCUCUCUGCCCCGUGGGGAGGGGAGCUGAGAUGAUAUAUCAAUGGGUUGUUGCACUUCCACCGGCCUGAUCGCUCCAGCAUCCCACAGGAUGGGCACGGAGGCAGCCGGGCACCUCCUGACAUUGCUCCUGGUACUCGAGGGCAUUGCUGUAGGAUGCCAAACCAGAGGCGAAUCGUCCAGGGCAAAUCAGUUCCCUGGGGCUGAGCUACCACCAAAGCCUUUCGCAGCAAAAUCCGCCCUCGCCAGCUGCGACUUCGAUGACGCCGGCAACCCGUUCUGUGACUGGACCCAGCCUAAGGAUGACAGCGGGGACUGGAUUCGAGGAGAGGGGAAGAAGCCCGGGGAAAGCCCUGGACCGCCAGGAGGGGUCCCCGAACGGAGAGGCCAUUACAUCUACCCGGAGGAAGGAGCAUCAGUGCUGUUGCAGAGCCCGGAUCUGGACCCGGCCGCGCCAGAGACCUGCCUCGAGUUCCUCUACUACCUGUACAGCCUAGACAGCAAGGGCCAGCUGGCAGUGAAAGUUCAAUAUCCUUCGGGGAACUCCUCCACCCUGUGGACACGGAGAGGGAUGGAGAGUUCGUCUUGGCUGCUGGGCGCUGUGACUAUCCAGAAUCCAUCGCAACGCCCCUUCAAGGUUGUUUUCGCUGCCACCCAGGUCAAGACCGAAGAAAUCACCAUCGCUCUGGACAGCAUCUCCGUCAGGAUUGGGCCUUGUGCACCCUGUGUGACCGGGUGCGAUUUUGACGACGACGGCGACCUCUGCCAAUGGGAGAAUCCGGCCGACGGAGAUGUCCAGUGGGAGCAGUGGGUUGGGGCUGGGGACCUGCCCGGAGUGGGGCCAGAGGACGACUUCUCGAAACCCGGCUUUGGCUUCUACAUGUUGCUCAAUUCUCUGGGCGGCAGCGGCACGGCCCUCCUGAAGAGCCCCCUCUACCAGUCCCUGGGAUCCUGCCUCUCUCUCAGCUUCUACUAUACCUUGCACGGCGUCUCCAACAACACAGGGCUGAGGGUGUACGCAGCGCAACCAGGGGGUGAGCUGGGGCCCGCCUUGCUGAGUCUCGCAGGGGAACAUGGACCCGACUGGAAACCGGGAAGAGCCGUCUACUCAGGGACAUCAGAGAACAUCCAGUUCAUCAUCGAAGGCACCUAUGCAGGGAAGCCUGGCGUCGCAGUGGACAGCGUGAGGAUCUCGCCCUGCGAAGAGACUUUCGCCGAGUGCAACUUCAACGACGCAGCGGACCCGUUCUGCGGCUGGCUGCAGCCCAGCGACAACAAGGCGAACUGGACGUGGACAAAGGGAUACACACCGACAGAAGAGACGGGGCCUCCAGGCGACUAUCCUGACGGCAAGGGCCACUACAUCUACGUGGAAGCUGGUUGCACGAAGCCAGGCCAGGCCACGCGUCUGUCCAGCCGGGGCUUCUGCACGGACACCGACGCCUGCGUGGAAUUCUACUUCUACAUGCACGGCAUUGUGGAAGUCGACACCCAGCUCCGGGUUCUGGCGCACGGGCCGUGGGGACCCAGCACCCUCCUCUGGAGCCGGACCGGGAUCCAAAGCCCCGCCUGGCUCUUGGGGUCUGUGACGGUGCCCUACGGGGGACCCCAACCCAGCAAGGUCGUUUUCGAGGUGGUCCGGGGCAGCAACCCCUAUAUGGACGUGGCGCUGGACAACAUUUCCAUACGCAAGGGGGCCUGCGCAGAAUCUGGGACUACAAUUCCUCCACCGACCUCCACAGCCGCCACAUCGACCACCACAGGGAGACCCGGACCCAUAACAACCACCGGGGCCAGACCCACAACCACCACCAGUGGACCAAGCCCCAUAACCACCACUGGGACUGGCCCCACAACUACCACCGGGGCCACAACCACAACCACCACCAGGACCAGCCCCAUAACCACCACUGGGACCAGCCCCAUAACCACUACCAGUGGACCAAGCCCCACAACUACCACUGGGGCCAGCCCCACAACCACUAUUGGGACUGGACCCACAUCUACCACCGGGGCCACAACCACCACUGGGACCAGCCCCAUAACCACCAGUGGACCCAGCCCCACAACUACCACCGGGGCCAGCCCCAUAACCACCACCAGUGGACCCAGCCCCACAACCACAACUGUGACUAACCCCACAACCACCAACGGGACCAGCCCCACAACCACCAUUGGACCCAGCCCCACAACCACCACCGAGGCCAGCCCCACAACCACCAGUGGACCCAGACCCACAACCACCAACGGGACCAGCCCCACAACCACCAGUGGACCCAGCCCCAUAACCACCAGUGGACCCAGCCCCACAACCACCAGUGGACCCAGCCCCAUAACCACCAGUGGACCCAGCCCCACAACCACCAAUGGGACCAGCCCCACAACCACCAGCGGACCUAGCCCCACAACUACCACUGGGCCCAGCCCCACAACCACCAAUGGGACCAGCCCCACAACCACCAGUGGACCCAGCCCCACAACCACCACUGGGCCCAGCCCCACAACCACCAAUGGGACCAGCCCCACAACCACCAGCGGACCCAGCCCUACAAACCACCAGUGGACCCAGCCCCACAACACCACUGGGCCCAGCCCCACAACCACCAAUGGGACCAGCCCCACAACCACCAACGGACCCAGCCCCACAACCACCAGUGGACCCAGCCCCACAACCACCACUGGGCCCAGCCCCACAACCACCAAUGGGACCAGCCCCACAACAACCAGCGGACCCAGCCCCACAACCACCACUGGGUCCAGCCCCACAACCACCAAUGGGACCAGCCCCACAACCACCAACGGACCCAGCCCCACAACCACCAGGGGACCCAGCCCCACAACCACCACUGGGCCCAGCCCCACAACCACCAAUGGGACCAGCCCCACAACCACCAGCGGACCCAGCCCUACAACCACCAGUGGACCCAGCCCCACAACCACCACUGGGCCCAGCCCCACAACCACCAGUGGACCCAGCCCCACAACCACCAAUGGGACCAGCCCCACAACCACCAGUGGACCUAGCCCUACAACCACCAGCGGACCCAGCCCCACAACCACCACUGGGCCCAGCCCCACAACCACCAAUGUGACGAGCCCCAUAACCACCAGCGGACCCAGCCCCACAACCACCAACGGGACCAGCCCCACAACCACCAACGGACCCAGCCCCACAACCACCAGUGGACCCAGCCCCACCACCACCACUGGGCCCAGCCCCACAACCACCAGGACCAGCCCCACAACCACCAGCGGACCCAGCCCUACAACCACCAGUGGACCCAGCCCCACAACCACCACUGGGCCCAGCCCCACAACCACCACUGGGCCCAGCCCCACAACCACCAAUGGGACCAGCCCCACAACCACCAGCGGACCUAGCCCCACAACUACCACUGGGCCCAGCCCCACAACCACCAAUGGGCCCAGCCCCACAACCACCAGUGGACCCAGCCCCACAACCACCAAUGGGACCAGCCCACAAACCACCAGUGGACCUAGCCCUACAACCACCAGCGACCCCAGCCCCACAACCACCACUGGGCCCAGCCCCACAACCACCAAUGUGACGAGCCCCAUAACCACCAGCGGACCCAGCCCCACAACCACCAACGGGACCAGCCCCACAACCACCACCGGGGCCAUCCCCACAACCACCAUUGGACCCAGCCCCACAACCACCAGCGGGACCAGCCUCAUAACCACCACCAGUGGACCUAGCCCCACAACCACAACUGUGACUAACCCCACAACCACCAACGGGACCAGCCCCACAACCACCAUUGGACCCAGCCCCACAACCACCAGGGCCAGCCCCACAACCACCACUGGGGCCAGCCCCACAACCACAACUGGGACCAGCCCCACAACCACCACCGGUGCCAGCCCCAUAACCACCACCAGCGGACCCAGCCCCACAACCACCAGUGGACCCAGACCCACAACUACCACCGAGGCCAGCCCCGCAACCACCAGUGGACCCAGACCCACAACCACCAACGGGACCAGCCCCACAACCACCAGUGGACCCAGCCCCAUAACCACCAGUGGACCCAGCCCCACAACCACCACCAGUGGACCCAGCCCCACAACCACCAGUGGACCCAGCCCCAUAACCACCAGUGGACCCAGCCCCACAACCACCAGUGGACCCAGCCCCACAACCACCAGUGGACCCAGCCCCAUAACCACCAGCGGACCCAGCCCACAACCACCAGCGGACCCAUGGACCCAGCCCAUAACCACCAGCGGACCCAGCCCCACAACCACCAGCGGACCCAGCCCCACAACCACCAGUGGACCCAGCCCCACAACCACCAGUGGACCCAGCCCCACAACCACCACUGGGCCCAGCCCCACAACCACCCCGGAACUGUGUACCUCCACCCCUUCGGUCUCCACUACUACAACAACCACGGCGAAACCCCCUGUGCCGCCUGCAGAUCAGGAGACCUGCACCAUCUCGGGAGACCCCCACUACGCCACCUACGACAGUCGCCGCUUUGACUUCAUGGGCACCUGCACCUACCUGCUUUCUGCCCCCUGCAACGCCACCUCGGUGCCCAACUUCAGGGUGGAGGCCACAAACGAGCACCGAGGGAACAACAAGCAGGUCUCGUACGUCAAGUCCGUCAGCGUGGAGGUCUAUGGGACGCGGAUCGGGCUGCUCAAGGGGCGCAGAGUCACAGUGGACGGCCAGCGUGUUACGUUGCCAGUGUCCCUGGCCACUGGACGGGUGUCCGUGCGCCUGAGCGGCACCUUCGUCCUGGUCCAGGCAGACUUCGGCCUCUGGGUGCGCUUCGACGGGAACCACCACGCGGAAGUCUCCGUCCCAGAGGUCUACUUUGGCCAGCUCUGCGGCCUCUGUGGGAAUUACAACGGACAACCUUCUGAUGACAAUCUCAUGCCCGACGGCACCUCGGCCGGAAACGAUGUGAACAAGCUGGGUGAGAGCUGGCAGGUCCCGGGCGCCACAGACCCAGGCUGCACCAACUCAGGAGACCCAGGAGAGUGUGACAAGGACAUUGAGGAGGAUGCGAAGAAACCUACGAGUUGCGGGAUCCUCACAGACCCUCAAGGUCCGUUUGCCCCAUGCCACAGCAAGGUCCCCCCUGACGGGGCGUUUCAGAACUGCGUGUACGAUCUCUGCGGCACCGGGGAGGACACGGGCUCUCUCUGCUUCGCCCUGCAGUCCUACGCCGAUAGGUGUGCCCAAGCCGGAAUUCCCAUCGCCUGGAGGAACAGCAGCUUCUGCCCCCUGAACUGCCCUCCUGGCAGCAACUACACAUCUUGUGGCCCAGCGUGCCCUGCCACCUGCACGGAGCCCCCCUCCCGGAACAGCUGCAACCUGCCCUGCGUGGAGGGCUGCGUCUGCAACGAGGGCUUCGUCCUCAGCGGAGACCAGUGUGUCCCCCUUGGCCAGUGUGGCUGCACAGACCCCGGCGGCCAAUACCAUCCGGUUGGUGAGAGCUGGAUGGGGAACAGCAACUGCACCCAGCGCUGUACCUGUGCCCCUCUCAACAACAUCACCUGCGAGGAGUGGAGCUGCAGCCCCGUUCAGGAGUGUCGGCCGGUGGAGGGGCUCCUGGGUUGCCAAGACACAGCAAUCCCACCUGACCACCACACCAGAGCCAGCUGCGUCCUCUGGACAACAGAUCCCUGCAGCAAAAGCAUCUUGUCCCCCAACCAGAGUAUUGCACAUCUGCAGAUUAAAGGAGUGAGUGGCUGCCUGCCACGUGGCCGGGGACCCCCACUAUUACAGUUUCGAUGGCACCAUGGUCUCCUUCAUGGGCACUGCACCUACACCUUGGUGACGCUGUGCCACGCCGACCCCCGCCUCCCGGCCUUCAACAUCACCGCCAAGAACGAGGAGCGGGGCCAGCCCGAAGCCUCCUACCUCCGCCUCGUGACCGUGGAGGUGGCCGGAGCCACAGUCACCCUGCAGAAAAGUCGGCGGGUGCUGAUUGAUGGCCAACGUGUCCGGACCCCCGUGGAGGGCCGCAUUCCUGGCGUCUCCAUCACCACCAGCGGGAUCUACGUGGUCCUGGAGACCGAUUUCGGGCUGGUGGUCAAGUUUGACGGAAACCAUCACCUAGAGAUCCAGCUGCCUGGGACUUACUUUGACAAGGUGUGUGGGAUGUGCGGCAGCUUCAACAACCAGAGCAGAGACGACCUCCUGAUGCCCAACGGACACUUGGCCACCAAUGCCAGUCAGUUUGGAAACAGCUGGAAGGCACCGGGAGACGCUGACCCAGGCUGCCAGCCAGAUGACCGCGAGGACCUGGAGCCCCCCUGCUCGGCCCAAGAGAUGGAGCGCCUUCGCGGCCAGUGCCGUGAGAUCCUGGGGCCCAAGUACCAGCCCUGCCACGCCACCAUCGACCCCCAGCCCUUCUUCCAGAACUGCCUGUACGACAUGUGCGAGUACCAGGGCAUGGCCUCCGUGCUCUGCGACAACAUCCAGUCCUACGUGGAGGCCUGCAAGAGCCAAGGCGUGGAUAACAUCUCGUGGAGGAACAGCACCUUCUGCCCCCUGCCCUGCCCGGCUCACAGCCACUACACCGAGUGCUCCUCUCCCUGCCCGGCCACCUGCUCCAACCUCUACGCCCCAGCCAGCUGCCAGCGCCCCACGACCUGCGUGGAGGGGUGCGCCUGCGACAGGGGCUACGUGCUGAGCGACGACAGCUGUGUCUUGAUGCGGGACUGCGGGUGCCUGAGCACCCAGAACGAGUACUACAACCCCGGAGAAACCUGGGUGACGGCCAAUUGCCUUGAACGCUGCACCUGCGUCGGGAACGGGAAGAUCACCUGCCAGUCCUUCCGGUGCCUGGAUGGGUCCGUGUGCGCCCUCAGCACCGCGGGGCUUCACUACUGCCGCCCAACCAGAUUCCACCAGUGUGUGAUUUCCGGAGACCCCCACUACAACACUUUCGACAACUUCGUCCACCACUUCCAGGGGCGCUCCACUUACACCUUGACCAGGACCCUGGCUGACCUUCCGGAGUCUCUCGAACCCCUCUCCGUGGCGGGCAGGAACCGCCGCCGCUUCCCUUUCCAAAGCUUCUCCUUCCUGCGCGAGGUCUACGUCGAGGUGUACGGCUACAGCAUCCAGUUGUUGCAGGGGAGGAAGAUGGCGGUAAAUGGCGUGAUGGUCACCACUCCGUACUCGCCCCGGGACGGGCUCCAGAUCACCCAGAGAGGCCGCACCAUCUGCGUGGAAACGGAUUUUGGGCUCUCCGUUUACUUCGACGGCCAAGAUUUUGGUGAGAUCGUCCUCCCCAGCACCUAUCGGACCUAUGUGGGAGGGCUCUGCGGGAAUUACGACGGGCAGCGGAACAACGAGUACAUGAAACCCGACAGAACGUGGACCCGGAGCCUCAACACCUUUGGGAACAGCUGGGAGGUCAUGGUCCCCAGCAGAGAAAGGGAGGCUGGCAGCCAUCCUCGCAUCAGGCAUGAGGAACCAUCAGACGAAGUCGAGUCCGGCUUUGAAAUCGCCUGCAGCCCAGAGCAGCUGAUAUCUGUCAACGGGACGGGCGUCUGUGGGGCCCUCUCUGACCCCCAGGGGCCGUUCUCAGCCUGCCACAGCGUCCUGUCGCCCAGCCCUUUCCAAGAGAACUGUGUGUACGACCUCUGCGCUCUCAUGGGCGACACUGAGCUCUUAUGCCAAGAUUACGAUGCCUAUGCCAAGCUCUGCCAGGAGGAGGGGGUCACGCUGGGAGCCUGGAGGCAGAAGAUGGGCUGCGAGAUCUCGUGCCCGCCUCACACCACCUACAAAUCUUGCAUGACCGCCUGUCCCGACAGCUGUGCCAACAUGGCUGCCCAAUCGGAGUGCGAUGCCCCUUGCGUGGAGGGCUGCGCCAGCGACCCCGGCUACGUCCUCAGCGGGCUGGACAGCGUCCCCUACAACCAGUGCGGCUGCACUGACAACAACCAGUAUUACCAGAUCAACGACACUUUCUUCACGGAGGACUGCUCCAAAAGAUGCACCUGCCGCAAUACGGGGACUCUGGAGUGUGAGCCUGUGGCCUGCGCCAAGGGGGAUGCCUGCGCCGUGGUAAACUUCACCCGCGGAUGCUACAGAGAGAGCGCCUGCCUCCGUAACAAUUGCCAGAACGAGGGAGUGUGUCAGGACACCUUAGACGGCGCCCUCGGCUACGUCUGUGUUUGCACGGAGGGCUACAAUGGAACCUACUGCGAGACUGCCUACGAUGUACAGCCCCCAUCCCCCUCGACAGAUGACAACAAUUUGACAGUCAUCCUCAUCGGAGUCCUCGUUCCUCUCGCGUUGAUCCUGAUGGUGGUGACAGGUGUCUGCAUCUAUCGACAGCGGAGGAGCAGGCGGGAACAUGGCAUGCUUACCUUGUCAGAUCCAGGCCAAGGCACGCCUCUUCCUUACACGACUGCCGACAAGACCACUCACUUCUGACUUCCGCCCCAGAUCUAUUGCUGAAAAUAUUCCUUCCCGGUCACACGCCCAGGGUGGGAACCUUCAAGAUCUGACCAGCCGGGUUGCUGAAGGGGCAGAGGCGCUGCAAAUAAAGGCUGCCCCCGCACCCCACCUGCUUUCGCUUCCAGGAGUCUGUCUGGCCAGGUGAAGGAAAAUCAGAGGAAGUGGAGGAGGUUGGAGACACACGCCAACCCAUUCGCCACCCUGGCAUCUGCUGACACACCUUUCCCGCCCUCCGGGCUCUGUGAUGCUUCUAGACUUGGCGAUCCCAUACAGAGAAUAGGCUUGGCAACCCAAAUUCUGCCAAGGCCACCAUUCCCAGCCAGCUGCUCAUAGCUCCCCACCCUACCCUCUCUGUGGGGCCAGCACACCUCAUCCCACACAUGCC
This is a messenger RNA of Podarcis muralis (Common wall lizard), 9297 nucleotides long. The record is from RefSeq and is a predicted model, not a curated record. NCBI's taxonomy places the organism in Eukaryota, Metazoa, Chordata, Lepidosauria, Squamata, Lacertidae.